Sinocyclocheilus grahami is the source of this 2529-nucleotide messenger RNA. RefSeq names its product transcription factor SOX-5-like. Gene Ontology annotation, molecular function: DNA-binding transcription factor activity, RNA polymerase II-specific; RNA polymerase II cis-regulatory region sequence-specific DNA binding. Gene Ontology annotation, biological process: regulation of transcription by RNA polymerase II; cell fate commitment; positive regulation of chondrocyte differentiation. The record is from RefSeq and is a predicted model, not a curated record. The transcript is spliced from 17 exons. Lineage: Eukaryota; Metazoa; Chordata; Actinopteri; Cypriniformes; Cyprinidae. Gene Ontology annotation, cellular component: nucleus. Bases 33 to 2510 code for a protein of 825 amino acids.
UUGUGGGACACUGCUACUGCACGAGGCGCGCGAUGAACACCUGUGCGCAUCUCUGCGCCACCGGCACACAGCCCAGGGAUUUCACCUCGUCCGUGAGAGACCAGCGCAAAUCAACCCAAAUAAAACAUCCCGACACUGUUCACCUCUCCCGGAGGGUCGUUUUCCUUCGAGACACGUGGACGAAGCCGUACACAGCAUUAGGUAGAGGCAGACACAAGGACAAAACUCUUUCACCACAAGGAGCCUCGACUGACUGGAUGUCUUCCAAGCGACCAGCCUCUCCAUAUGGGGGAACAGAUGGAGAGGUAGUCAUGGCGACGAGCAGACAGCGAUUGGAGGAUGAAGAGGUUGACGGACAUGCUGUCAUUCACUUGCCCCUGAGUACGUACUGCAGAAAAGUGUCCCCGCGAUCUCCGCGACUGCUCGACAGCCCCCCAACACUACACGCGAACAUGGAUCAGGAUGGCAGUAAAGGCCUGGCCCUGAGCCCCUACCCUCAGCACAACUCUUCUACCUCACCCAGUAAGCAGCAGCAGCAGCAGGAGGAGGGGUCCAUGCGGCCGGGGAGCGAGCCCAGCUCCGCUUCAGCUCUGGGCACCCCGGAGAGACGCAAGGGCAGCCUGGCCGACGUGGUCGACACGCUCAAACAGCGCAAGAUGGAGGAACUCAUCAAGAACGAGCCAGAGGAGGCCCCCAGUAUUGAGAGGCUGUUGUCUAAGGACUGGAAGGACAAGAUAUUGGCCAUGGGUUCUGGCAACUUUGGAGAGAUCAAAGGCACCCCGGACAGCCUGGCGGAGAAAGAGCGCCAGCUGAUGGGGAUGAUUACGCAGCUCAGCAGUCUCAGAGAGCAGCUACUGGCCGCCCAUGAGGAGCAGAAGAAAUUGGCCGCUUCGCAGAUCGAAAAACAGCGCCAGCAAAUGGAGUUAGCGAAACAGCAACAGGACCAGAUUGCACGACAACAGCAGCAACUUCUGCAGCAACAACACAAAAUCAACCUCCUGCAGCAACAGAUCCAGCAGGUCCAGAGUCAGUUGCCUCCACUGAUGAUACCCGUGUUCCCUCCAGAUCAGAGAACUCUGGCAGCCGCUGCAGCACAUCAAGGAUUUCUACUUCCUUCGGGGUUCAACUACAAACCAGGCUGCAGUGACCCUUACCCUUUACAGCUAAUCCCUACGACUAUGGCAGCGGCUGCUGCGGCGACGCCUGGCCUCGGCCCUCUUCAACUGCAGCAGUUGUAUGCAGCUCAGCUAGCUGCCAUGCAGGUGUCUCCAGGGGCCAAACACAGCACAGUGCCUCAGGCCAACCUGGCAACCGGAACACUCUCGCCCACCAGCGGCCAGAGCGAGAAAAACAGAAGCACCCCGCCACCAAAGCCCAAGGACGAGGGCGCUCAGCCCUUGAAUCUGUCGUCCAAGCCUAAGGCAUCCGAGAGCAAGUCACCCACCUCCCCCGCUUCCCCACAGGUCCCUGCCCUGAAGCUGGGCCCCGGGUCCCUGAAGCACAGUGCCCCCUCCAGCAUCGGAGGACCGCCGUCCAGACUCAGCUCCAUAGACCUACUGUCGUCCAUCACCUCCGGCGGCUACCUGAACGACCAUGAGGCAGUGACCAAAGCUUUCCAGGAGGCCCGACAGAUGAAGGAGCAGCUAAAGAGAGAACAGCAGGUUCUGGACGCCAAAGUAGCGGCUGUCAACAGCCUGAGCCUCAACAACGGUCGCUCAGAGAAGGAUAAAGCCGCUCUUGAAAGCCUGAGCCAACAGUUAAAACAGUCUGAAGACAGCAAGUUCACUCAUGCAAUGAUGGACUUCGGCAUCAGUGGCGAUUCAGAUGGAAGCCCAAGUGUGUCAGACUCACGGAUCUUCAGGGAGGCUCGAGGACGUGGCAGCAGCGAACCGCACAUCAAGCGGCCCAUGAACGCCUUUAUGGUCUGGGCUAAAGACGAGAGGAGGAAGAUCCUUCAGGCUUUCCCUGACAUGCACAACUCAAACAUCAGCAAGAUCCUUGGUUCUCGUUGGAAAGCCAUGACCAACCUGGAAAAGCAGCCAUAUUAUGAAGAACAGGCCCGUCUUAGUAAGCAGCACCUAGAGAAAUAUCCAGACUACAAAUACAAACCACGACCCAAACGCACCUGCCUAGUGGACGGAAAGAAAUUGCGCAUUGGUGAAUAUAAGGCCAUCAUGCGCAACCGCAGACAGGAAAUGCGGCAGUACUUCACCGUAGGGCAGCAGGCCCAGUUGCCCUUGUCCUCAGCGGGCGUUGUGUACCCAGGCGCGCUCUCUAUGGCAGGAAUGCCCUCUCCACAGAUGCCCUCUGAGCACUCGAGCAUGUCUAGUAGCCCCGAACCAGUCCCACCCAGCAGCCAGCCCUCUUACCUCACACACAAGAGGGAGGGGCCUCGCAUUAAGGAGGAGCUCCGAAUGGAUGACGGCAACGGCGACGCCUAUGAUGAAUUCGACUACGAAGACGAUGACGGGGACUAUGGCACUGACAGCGAGAAUCACAUCACUCAGUAAACCUGCCAAUCACAGCCAU